Molecule: messenger RNA, 2032 nt
Organism: Phodopus roborovskii (desert hamster)
Lineage: Eukaryota; Metazoa; Chordata; Mammalia; Rodentia; Cricetidae
Gene: Snap23
Product: synaptosome associated protein 23
Exons: 8
Coding region: 138-770 (210 amino acids)
Biological process (GO): synaptic vesicle fusion to presynaptic active zone membrane; exocytosis; synaptic vesicle priming
Cellular component (GO): synaptobrevin 2-SNAP-25-syntaxin-1a-complexin I complex; plasma membrane
Molecular function (GO): syntaxin-1 binding; SNAP receptor activity
Source: RefSeq, a predicted model, not a curated record
GGGGGGAGGCGCAUGCGCGUGAGCUCGCAUCGGGUCCUAUCUAGAAGUGUCUGAUCUGCCCCGGCUGGAGAGGAGUGGCGAGAGCAACCUGAUUACCCAUAUUUCUGUUCCUGUGUGCAGUAGAGUUUUGAUUCACCAUGGAUAAUCUGUCAUCAGAAGAAAUUCAGCUAAGGGCUCACCAGGUUACUGAUGAGUCAUUGGAAAGUACGAGGAGAAUCCUGGGUUUAGCCAUUGAGUCUCAGGAUGCGGGAAUCAAGACCAUCACUAUGCUGGAUGAACAAGGGGAACAACUAAAUCGCAUAGAAGAAGGCAUGGACCAAAUAAAUAAAGACAUGAGAGAGGCAGAGAAGACUUUAACAGAGCUCAACAAGUGCUGUGGCCUUUGUGUCUGCCCUUGUAAUAGGACGAAGAACUUUGAGUCAGGAAAGAACUAUAAGGCAACAUGGGGAGAUGGUGGAGACAACUCACCUAGCAAUGUAGUAUCUAAGCAACCAGGACGGGUGACAAAUGGUCAGCCUCAGCAAACCACAGGAGCAGCCAGCGGUGGAUACAUUAAACGUAUAACCAACGAUGCCAGAGAAGAUGAGAUGGAGGAGAACCUGACGCAAGUGGGCAGUAUCCUAGGCAAUCUAAAGAACAUGGCUCUGGACAUGGGCAAUGAAAUUGAUGCUCAGAACCAGCAAAUACAGAGGAUCACAGAAAAGGCUGAUACCAACAAGGAUCGGAUUGACAUUGCCAAUACAAGAGCAAAGAAACUCAUUGACAGCUAAAGCCACUGCUGUGCUUCUUUACCUGUUGCUCAGUUCUCUAGCUCCAUCUAAGUCAUUACCUGUUCAGAGUUUGAAAGCUUGUAAAGAAGGACCAGAGGAGGAGUGCCUCCCUACUUAUUGUCUAUCCUUUGGGGGUAUGUGCCUGCUCAGACUUCCUUACAGCCUUUCUCGCAGUUCACACUCUUAGGCUGCUUUCCGUACAUCACACAUAGUCUUUCAUCCUCUUCACUUAGCUUCUUUUGUAUUCAAGAUUUGGAAGCAUUGCCAAAGAUCCAUGAAGAAGGCAUCUGUAUAAGUAGCUUUUGUUGUUGGUUGGUUGCUUUGGUUCUGGUUUUGUGGUAAAGAGCAGAAGAAGGAACAAGAAGUGAAGUUGUUAACUCAUUAAAGAAACUAUAAGUCAAAAAACAAAACAGACUAACACCUCAGGUGGGAGCUUUUACUCAUGCAUUUUGUUUUACAUCACUAUAGUUUGCGGCUUCUGCUCCAAAGGAGAAUACAGUGGGCUUUCUUAAAGUGAGCCUCACUUCUGAAUAGUGAUUUAUGUAUGUACAUAGGUUCUAGGAUCCUGUUUCAUAUUGCACAUUCAGGAACAUUGUAUAAAUGAGUGCCUUUUAUCCUCAUGAGUCAUAUUGUGGUCCCAUUGUAGGGCUAUUAACCUUGUGAAGUUGUCAUAGUCUUUUAAAGAUGUGUGUGUGUGUGUGUGUGUGUGUGUGUGUGUGUGUGUGUGUGUGUGUGUGUGUGAAAUAUGAGACUUCCUCACUAAAGCAGGGCUUCAACAUUUUGGGGAAAGUUUGACAGUGUAUCAUGUGAAUUCAGAUUUACCUCAAAUACUAAGAAUUACGUUUAGAUAUGGAAAAGAAAACUUGUUUUAAUCUCAGGUAGAAAAAUAGAUUGUUUAGACAUUUAAAAAGUUAUAAUUUGUUACUAAAAGUUGUCUGGAAAAUUAUGCCUUUGAAUUAAUUAUUGAUGACUGCACUGCCACUCUCUGCCAUGUAUACAGAAUCAAGUUUAUGUCCAUCCUGAAGUGCUAGGAAGGCCGAGUUGGUAUUUAUCACCUUUGUUUAAAAUUAGCAACUGUACACUUCAGAGCUUCCAAAGUAGAUUGGUUUGACCAAUAACCAUUGCUUGAUUCUUACAAUUAAACUUUGUAACUAAUGGUAUUGUUCUUUCAAAUAGGUAACAUGUUUCUGACUUAUUUGUGGGGGCAAUCAUUUUAUCAGCUUUUGUUAACAAAUUGAAUAAAGCAAAUAUCCAUAAUCAAA